CAGGUGAAGACUCCACAACCACGCGGGGAAUCAAACUAGCUGUACACACGCUCUCGACAUCUCUAUUUACUGUACCUUAACUACUACAAACUGUGAAAACAUAUAAGUAAUAUCUCCAGUUCAUUAAGAAACCUUCAUAAUUAACGUACAACCAUAAAAAUCUGAAAACACGUUUAAAACAACAGGAAGAGGAUUAAAAUAAAAUAAAUUAUUUACCGCACAACUUCCGUCGCAAAUGUGAAAAAAAAAUAACGCCAAGAAGAAAAACGGAAACGACUAAAAAAACCCAGUGAUUUACCUGCAUUAUGGGCCGGAUAUAGUGACAGUUUCCAGCAAGUGAGAUAAUUCAUGACCCGACCUCCGUCAGAAUGGGUCGACGGGUGGUGGUCCUAGCGUGUGUCCGCACCGUCUUAACAUUCACCCUUGGCUUUGGCUUGGGUGUCGUCAUCCACCUGUUUGUCAACUUAUCCACCAACCUCUCUCACUCCAAUGUCCCCAGAAACUACAAGGGCAACAGGAGACUAGAGGAACAGGCACCAUACGAGGCGAGGGUUGAUCUGCUGAUAGGGGAGAGGACCUACAGCCCCUCUCAGCCUCCCGCAAACGAAGGUUGGUUGUCUGCAGGAGGCGGUGGUGGUAGUGGUGGUGGCGGCGUGUUGUGUUACGUCCUGACAGGCCCCACUAACCACCGCUCUGCCCUUCACGUCAAGAACACCUGGGGCCAACGAUGUGAUAAGGUGGUGUUCUACAGCACCAAACAAGAUGAAGCCCUUCAGCCUGAGGUGUUGGACGUCCCUGAGGGCUAUGGGUACCUGUGGGCCAAGACGAAGGCGGCCCUCACCCACCUGUACCACCACCACCCACACUACCAAUGGUAUAUGAAGGCCGACGAUGACACCUUCGUCAUCGUUGAGAAUCUGCGUUACUUCUUAAGGGACCUCGACCCUGACCUGCCAUUGUACUACGGCGCAAAGUUCAAGAUGCAUGUCAAACAGGGAUACAUGUCCGGGGGCGGGGGCUACGUGUUGAGCAGGGAGGCGGUGAAGAAGUUCGUGACGGAGGCGCUGCAACUUACUGACCAGGCUAAGUGUCCCACUAACACCAGCAGGGGCUCUGAGGACGUCCAGCUAGGGUUGUGUCUGGAGAGUGUGGGCGUGGCGGCGGGGGAUAGUCUGGACAGGGCAGGCAAGUCGAGGUUCUUCUCCAACAGUCCUCUCUCUCUCUUCUACCACCAGCCGCUCGUCAACAAGCUACACUGGUACUGGCGAUACCUCUGGCACAAACACGGUGUGGGUCCUGAUUGUUGUAGCCGUCAUCUCAUCAGCUUCCACGACGUCAGCCCCCGGAUGAUGUGGACGCUUGAAGCUCUGCUGUACCGCCUCCACAUACACCGAGACCUGCAGCCUCCACACCUCAACACCUCCACCUCCCCAGCACCUCCACCCGACUCCUCCACUCCUCCUCCACGUGCGCCUCCAGCUAUAUUUUCCCUUCGUACAUGAAGAUGAAUUUAUGCAUUUACCUUAUUAAUUCCAAUUAAAGUACAAGAAUUA
Messenger RNA from Homarus americanus (American lobster), 1553 nucleotides. Its product is annotated as glycoprotein-N-acetylgalactosamine 3-beta-galactosyltransferase 1-like. The record is from RefSeq and is a predicted model, not a curated record. Gene Ontology annotation, cellular component: membrane. Bases 369 to 1502 code for a protein of 377 amino acids. Gene Ontology annotation, molecular function: N-acetylgalactosaminide beta-1,3-galactosyltransferase activity. The transcript is spliced from 8 exons. NCBI's taxonomy places the organism in Eukaryota, Metazoa, Arthropoda, Malacostraca, Decapoda, Nephropidae.